Messenger RNA from Penicillium samsonianum, 2370 nucleotides. RefSeq lists its product as uncharacterized. The record is from RefSeq and is a predicted model, not a curated record. Gene Ontology annotation, biological process: DNA-templated transcription; regulation of transcription by RNA polymerase II. Lineage: Eukaryota; Fungi; Ascomycota; Eurotiomycetes; Eurotiales; Aspergillaceae. Bases 1 to 2370 code for a protein of 789 amino acids. The transcript has 4 exons. Gene Ontology annotation, molecular function: zinc ion binding; DNA-binding transcription factor activity, RNA polymerase II-specific; RNA polymerase II cis-regulatory region sequence-specific DNA binding. Gene Ontology annotation, cellular component: chromatin.
AUGAAAAUCCAAGAAAAGCACCCGUGUCAACACCCGGGCUGUAGCAAGAGCUUCACGCGCGCAGAGCACCUGCGUCGCCAUGCGCUCAACCACGAGCAGGCGCGCAAUGGGUAUACCUGCGAGCGUUGCUCUGUUCACUUUCAACGCUCUGAUCUGCUAGCCCGACAUAUAGAGCGACACGAGAAACGGGAUCUCGAAGCUGGAGGGCCCGGACAGGGGACGUUGAAGACGCGAAAGAGAACCCGGAGAGCUGAGGAUGGUUCUAUUAUUGUGCGUCCUUCACAGCGACAAAUGAGGAAUGCGGCUGCAACUCGAUCUCCUAUCUCGGCAGAUAGUUCCAGUCAAGAGCCAGAAUUACGAGACGCGGAAGAGUAUUUCCAUGAUGGUGUCCCGUUGUCACCGCCUGGCUCGGGGACUGACCCAACAUCAAUGUCUAUGGAUGACACAGAUCCCUUCCUGGCUUCGUUGGUGCCAGCUGGAUCUUUUGAGCAAUAUGUUGAGCCAAUGCCAGGACAGUUCGAUGCAGCGGAUGGGUCUUUUGGUGUUGAGUUGGAUGGGAUAGGGGAUUAUUUUGGAAUGGACACUGCAACUGACUUUAAUCUCCCAUUUGCAGCAACUUCCAAUUACAAUUGGCUCUUCGAUGUUGCUUCCCUCGACGAUGCUUUCCAUCAAUUCAACAUCCCUCUUGGGUUUGACACAGCGCCCAUUUUGGAAGAAUUGGAUUCGAACCCCCCGGAAAUACUCAAAGAAUAUGAUGGUCCGUCGGCCUUGCUCAUGGCCUCAAUCAUGGAUAGAGACGAAACAUUGGGGGAAACCACUUCACCCCCUGUACCCAGUCUCCCAGACCUGGAUUGGAUGUCUAGUGCAGCGGUGCUGGAUCCAAACACUCGAGCAAAUCUACCGAUAAUAUCCGAAGCAGCACGAAUGGGGAUUCUAGCAAUAGUGGCACACGCACAUCCGACGAGUAUUGAUGGAAAUCCCAUGGUACUUGAAUCGCCGCUCCUGACACUCCCUGCGCUUCAGUCAUACUGUGAUAUGUUUUUUGAUCGGUUUAACACGACAUACCCUCUGAUUCACCCACAUACAUUUAAUCCAAGUACUGCGCCACCAGUGUUCCUCGCCUCGAUUCUCUUCAUGGGUGCGACAUACGGCACGCGCGAGGCCCACCAAUUGGCAGUAGAGGUCCACGAUGUCCUGCGAAGCCAGUUACUCUGCCACCCGGAUUUCUCACCACAAGCUGACCUAUGGGUCCUGCAGACUAUGCUUUUGAUAGAUUGCUUCGGCAAAAUGCGAGCUGGUCCCAAACAGCGCGAGCGCGCACAGCUAUUCCACUGCGUGUUGAUCAAAAUGAUCAGGCGCAGCAACUGCUGUGGUAUACGUGGCUUGCCUAACAUGAAUCAGACGGAGGAUUUGGAUCAAUUAUGGCGACAGGCUAUGGAGGAAGAACAGCGGAAGAGGGUGGCUAUACAUUGCUUCAUGUGGGAUACGCAGCACGCAGUGCUAUUCUCGCAGUCGCUGUGUAUGUCUGCCUUCGAGAUCAGAUCCUCAUUACCGUGUGGUCCUGCGGCUUGGGAUGCCUCUUCCGCCCGAGAGUGGUCGCAGCACGCCUUCCGAGAAGAGAAUAAGCCAUUCCUCACCGUUCUGAAAGGAUAUAUUACACCGGCGGCUGUUGCCCGGCCUCGAGAUCUGAAUGUCUUUGCCCGAAUAGUCGUGCUGCACGGGUUAAUGUCCGUAUCUGCGGACCUGAAACGUCGCGAUCAAACAACCCUACGGUCGGAGACCCCGAGCGUGUCGGAGCUUGGACGCCGCGCAUGGACUGCUAGCCCGCGGCAGUUCACAGGGCUCAAGAUCUCAGGCUAUGCUCUUUAUCACGCAGCUUAUCUCGCGUUGAAUGUCGAGGUCCUCGAUUUGCAGAUCGUUGCUGGCGCGUGUCAGAUCUUGGGUCGUACAGUGACUGAAGCUGAUCAGGCACGGUCGCUGCGGAAUAUUACCCGAUGGUUACAGGAGGAAUCCGGACCAUCUUGUACCACUGCGCGACAAGCGGCAUCUUUACUUCAGGACGCGGUGUUGAGUCUUCAUGACUGGGACCAGGCUGAUUCCUUCCACUUCCCCUGGUGUUUGUAUCUAUGCACAUUGGCCUGCUGGGUUUUCCAUCGUGGACCCAAUCUUACCUCUGAUGAGAACCGGAUCAACACCGAUUUGUCUUCUUUGAUUGUGAUGCUAACUAAUUGUCCCAGUUUACCUGAGCUAGCGGUUCUAUCUGGCAAAUAUUGUCCUCGUCCUCUCGCAGCGGCUAUGGCUAAACAACUAGCGACAGUCCGAUGGGCCGUUGUUCACGAUGCGAUGAAAGUUUUGAUGAGAUUGUCAUGA